AUGCCUCACAAGCAUAGGAGGCGCCAGAAAGAUGAGUCAACCUACGAUCUCCCCCCGACGACCAUAGCCAAACCCCUCUCGGUUCAUAAAGCCAAACCACAGAAUGGAGGGACGAAAUCUGGUGUGAAGAAAACUGGCACAAAGCCAAAGGCUGAGACUUCGAAAUGGGGAGACGACACCCCGCGUGCUUUUGCGCGCCUGAUGCAAUACCAAAAACUCGGCAAGAUGCCUUCCGGGCUAGAUGACGGGAAUAACCAACCUCGAGGAAAGAAACGGAAACAUGAAGAUGAGAAGAAUGAGUCUUCUUCAAAAAUUCAUAAUGCUACAGACACGAAGUCUUCUGGGAAGGAGCUCGCUCUCAAAAUUCUACCAGGCGAAAAGCUAUCUGACUUCGCGGCACGCGUGGAUCAAGAAAUGCCCCUGUCUGCGAUGAAACGUUCGCAACGGACCGCGCAGUCUCAAGGUAUGCCGAAAAUUCGAGAAGAGCGGAUCACAAAGCAUGAGAAACACUUGCGCAAACUUCAAAAGGGCUGGCGUGAGGAGGAAGCUCGAAUCCGGGAAAAAGAGGCAGAAGCACGGGAGCUCAGAGAAGCGGAGAAUGAAGAUCUCAAUGAGCUGUGGAAAGAAUGGCGGGUCGAAGCUGGCAAAGGCAAGGCGAAAAAGAAAACCUCGUCAGCGUCCAAGAAAAAGAGACGGGGCAAGGGAGAGAGUGCUGAUGGAAAUGAGGAUGAUGACGAUGAUGACGAUCCUUGGGCGAAGCUCAAUACACGCGAGAGGGCAGCGAGGCCUCUGAAUCCCCUGGAAGUUGUGCAGGCACCCCCGGAGUCUUUAGCUAAACCCAGAGAGAUAUUCAGAGUGCGUCGAGGUGUUGGUGGCGCCGAGGUAGACAUUGCAAACGUUCCUGUGGCUGCGGGAAGCUUGCGAAGACGAGAGGAACUUGCUAAAGAACGGAAGAGCAUUGUCGAGGAGUACAGACGCUUAAUGGCAGAAAAGAGAGGAUGA
Talaromyces proteolyticus is the source of this 1002-nucleotide messenger RNA. RefSeq lists its product as uncharacterized. The record is from RefSeq and is a predicted model, not a curated record. The coding region runs from base 1 to 1002 and encodes 333 amino acids. The transcript has 2 exons. NCBI's taxonomy places the organism in Eukaryota, Fungi, Ascomycota, Eurotiomycetes, Eurotiales, Trichocomaceae.